AUGUCUUCUCAUCUGUUCGCCUUGAUCUGGAUUUGCGCUGUUCAUAGCCUCCAUGUUUGCCUGAAGAAUGAGUGCAUGUACCACGUGGCCAUGCCCACCCAUAGGAUGAGGCCCCUGCUGAGGCUUGGCUUCCUUCCACAUGUUGUGCGCUUCUGCGGCCAUCUUCUUGAGCUUGUUGUCUUGAAUCCAUAUGAUUACUUCCACUGCGGCCUCUACUCGAUUCAAGCGAUGCCCUUGCUGCACAAUGACCUGGCUGUGCAAGCUCUGUCCUUCUUCCAGUCGGCGGAGUCUUUCUUCGACACUGAGGCCAUCCCAGGUUUGCGCCUUCAAGUGCCUCUUCGGAGCCGGGGUAGUCAAGCGGCGAAGCCGAUGCCCCCGCUGGGCCUCGUCCACGGCUAUGGAUCUCCAUUACGAGACUCAGCCUAUUCCACACGUGGUGUCCUGGUUUGUUCAUCCUCUUCCGCACUGGCUGCAUGCUUGGGAAUGCUUCGCGGCCUUCAUCAUUCAGCUCCCACUGCCGUUCCUUCAGUGGGGGACGCAGCUUUGUCGCUUGUUGGCCUUCUCAGGCUCAGCUACGUUGAUGAUGGCGAUCGCGGCCACGGGCAACUAUGGCUUCUUCAAUUUCCAGGUACUUGGGCUCGCAGUGUCAUAUCUGGACGACUCACUGCUUCCCGUGUACUAGCCUCGGCAUUCGUGAUGUCCGAGCUGAUAUUUCGAAGUCGUUGCCGCAGCCUUGCGAUUGACUCUCAGAUGGUUUGCUCGUCCCAGUUGCUCUUGCUUCAACAGCUCACCUUCAAGCAUGGUGCUAUGCUUCCUGCAGCGUUUUCUGCCAAAGCCUUUCUCAGCGGCGUUGCUGCACUGUUGCUGACCUCGCUCACUCCUUCCCGUGUUUUCCCAUUGCUCUGCUUGAAGAGGCGAUUGACCUGCCUUUUGGUGGCAGCGGAGUUAUUCCAGGCGCAGGUCUUCGACGAGGCAUUGCAGCCGGUGCCCACCGAGCGACCCGAUGGAGUCAAGGCCGCGAUGCUCUGUGCGGACAACCUGGCGCCAAACGAAUGUAACUCGGCCACGGAAGUGGACUUGACCGCUGCAAAGCUGUCUGUGGAGGACUGGCAGUGA
Molecule: messenger RNA, 1116 nt
Organism: Symbiodinium natans
Lineage: Eukaryota; Dinophyceae; Suessiales; Symbiodiniaceae
Source: the annotation of a GenBank genome assembly